CGAAAGGUAAAAUCUGGGGGCUAGAAGAAUAGAAAUGGUGGAAGGCCAUUCAUCCCUUUUGUGUUGGAUCCGGAAGAAGGCAGUGAGAACUGUGAAAGACUUUCUUUACCAUUAUCUCUGUCUUAAAACCAUCUUGUCUUGACAACUUUAACUGCUGUAUCUUUUGUCUGAGUCUCUUUUUUCUCCAGAAAGGAUUCAGGCAGUUCCUUCAGAGAAAGGAAAUUGGUGUCGGUAUUUUCAUCAUGUUUAAGAAGUCAGCUAGUAGAAACCAAAGAUCCAAAGGUAUCAAGAUGAAGCAUGUCCUUCAGAUUUGUCUGUUACUCGGGGUUUGCUUCUGGUUGAUAUACCAAGUCAAGCGCUCCCAUGAUAAGAGAAAAGAAUUUGAAGAGAGAGAUGCUAAAGCCUCUGUGAAAGUGCAACGUGAUGAUGUGAUUCUACAAUUUGGGAGGAAAGAGCUCCCCCAUGUGCAGGAAGUAUCUAAGAACUACAAGCAUGAGGAAGAAGAGGAAGAAGAAAAUGGAGUUGAGGAGGAAAAUAAGCAUGAUGAAGAACAAGAAGAACAAGCUAAGAGGCUUGAAGAAGAGGAGCAAGAAGGAACAAGAAAACGUGAAGAAGAGGAGCAAGGAGAAGCAAGUAAACAUGAAGAAGAAGUGCAGGAAGAUGAAGGCAGCAUGCAUGAUGAUGAAGAGCAAGAAGCUGAUAUUAAGGAUGAAGAAGCAGAACGUGAGGGAAGAGGAGAUGGAGAUGAUGAGGUUGACGAAAAUGAGCAAGAAAGAGCAGAUGGUGAAGCUGAUCAUGAAGAAGAAUUUCUAGAUGAGGAGAAAGAAAGAGAAGUAGAGGGUGAUGAUAAAGAAAAUGAAGAGAACGAGGGUCAAGAAGAAAUUGACAAUUUAGCAAAUGAUCAGAAUCACAAUGAAGGUGGCAAGAAUGCACAUGAGGCAAGAGAGGAGCAUUACAAGGCAGAUGAUGCUUCCAGUGCAGUGUCCCAUGACACCCUAAUUAGUAACUCUGAAGCUGAUAAAUUAAAUAUGGAAAAUUCUAAUGAAAAUUCAACAAUGAAUGUUUCGGAGCAGGAGACCAAAGCCAAUAGUACUGAGGAAAUUAAUGGUGAUGAAAACAAGUCAGACUUGAAGGUCGAUGAAGGUAAAUACUCUGAAGGUGGUAGUUCCUUGAAUGUGACAUACACUAAUGAAAAUGCUUAUGAGAAUGGAUCAUCCAACUUGGAGUAUAUCUCUCUUCCAAGUACAACAAACACAACUGACUUAAUUAACCAAGCAAGCAAAAACUCUACGGUAGUGAGAAAAGAAACAGGCAAUAAGCCUGCAGAAGUGAAUACAGGAAUGCCUUGUUCUCUGCAGAAUGGAACAGCUAUCAUUUUGAAAUCGACUUCUUCUCAAAAUGCAACAGGAGAUGGUUUGGUAACUGAAGAAAAAUAUAAAGAGCAAGCCAAUGAGAUGAAUUCUAAUCGGAAGCCGACUGAUUCCAUAGCUGUUGAUUCAAGUAAAACUGAAAAUGUAGAUUCAGCCACAACAGAAUCCUCGAAUUCUUCUACUAAUGCUGAGUCUGGUAUGUCAGAGGAUAUCCCCAAGAUAAAUGCAACAGCUGGAAGGGACAGUUCUGAGUCUUCCAUGAAUAAGGAGAUUACUGAUUCAACUCAGAAUGACAAAUCAAAAGGUGACAACAAAUCAGGUGGAAGAGAUGAAAGCUCAGAAUCUACCUCGUUUAUAGAGACAGUGGAUAGAGUUCAGCAAGAUCCCAUUGAUUCUUCUGACAAUACCCUCCCCCAAGAAGAGACAGAUGCACGUAUAGAUUUGAGUACAUUGCCAGAUAUUACAAUAGAAGGGAGCAACAAUGAAGAUGCUGCAGCUGAAUGAGAAAUCCGAUUAUAUGGCU
This is a messenger RNA of Durio zibethinus, 1893 nucleotides long. RefSeq lists its product as uncharacterized. Lineage: Eukaryota; Viridiplantae; Streptophyta; Magnoliopsida; Malvales; Malvaceae. The record is from RefSeq and is a predicted model, not a curated record.